GCAACAGCUGCGAAAAGUGAAACAGCCAUUACAACUUACAAGAAAGAAAGAAGAAGACUUUAGAGCUUUCUUCGUCUCUGUGCAAUCUACUUUUCUCUGUCUCCCUCUCCAUAUCUCUUCUUUCCUAUACCAAAAACAUCAACUUCUGAUCUGACCUCGCCAUUCUUGCCACCAUUUGCCUGGCUGCGCAUUGAUGAUGUAUUAGGGUAUUUUGAUUUGGGUUUGUUGCGUUGUCAAUGGAAGCAUCUUCGAGUCAACCGGAGUUUGACUACUUGUUCAAGUUAUUAUUGAUUGGGGAUUCUGGUGUUGGGAAGAGUAGUUUGCUUUUGAGUUUCACUUCCAAGACUUUUGAUGAUCUCUCUCCUACGAUAGGCGUAGAUUUCAAGGUAAAGCAUGUUACCAUAGGUGGGAAAAAGUUGAAACUUGCCAUUUGGGACACAGCUGGACAGGAGAGAUUCAGAACACUUACUAGUUCUUAUUACAGAGGUGCUCAAGGGAUAAUAAUGGUGUACGAUGUGACAAGACGAGAAACUUUCACAAAUUUAUCUGAUAUAUGGGCCAAAGAAAUUGAUCUAUAUUCAACAAACCAGGAUUGCAUCAAGAUGCUUGUUGGCAACAAAGUUGAUAAGGACAGUGAAAGAGUUGUCACCAAAAAAGAGGGGAUUGACUUUGCCAGGGAAUAUGGAUGCCUUUUCCUUGAAUGUAGUGCAAAAACUCGAGUCAAUGUAGAACAGUGCUUUGAGGAGCUUGUUUUAAAGAUCUUAGAAACACCAAGUCUGUUGGCAGAAGGCUCGAGUGGUGUCAAAAAGAACAUCUUCAAACAGAAGCCUCCAGAGGAAGCUCCAUCUGGUAGUUGUUGCACUUGGUGAUUGCAUAUAUUUAUUCUUUUUGCUUUAAUUGUGAAAGUAGCCCAUGGUUUUCCAUUUCUUUUGUUGUUCCGUAUGCUUGGACAGUGAACUGUACAUUACUACUUACGAAAGUGACAAUCUAUGAUGUGGGCUUCAUCUUCAUUAGAUAUGGACUGAAAACAAAGUGUUUGAGACA
This is a messenger RNA of Jatropha curcas, 1044 nucleotides long. Its product is annotated as ras-related protein RABC1. Gene Ontology annotation, molecular function: GTP binding; GTPase activity. The record is from RefSeq and is a predicted model, not a curated record. Lineage: Eukaryota; Viridiplantae; Streptophyta; Magnoliopsida; Malpighiales; Euphorbiaceae.